CGAGAAAUUUUCGUUCGUCCUUCCUUUUCUCUUACAAGUACUUCGUUCAGGCGGAAACCAUGGCAGAAUCCCAAUCGAAUGAUAACAACACUUGCGUGUUGUGUUUCAAGAAUGUCGUGUAUUAUUCGAUAGGAGAGUGUGAUCAUCCCGUAUGUUUCGAGUGUUCUACGCGAAUGCGAGUGCUGUGCCUCCGAAACGAGUGUCCUAUAUGCAGACAGAAUCUCUCGAGAGUUGUGUUCACGGAGUCCAUCGAGCCAUACAAAGAGCUUCGAAACAGAGUGUUUACAGAUAAACUGUUUGAGAGACAGUUUAAAAUUGGGUUCUACAACGAAGAGAUAAAAAAUGCAUAUGAAAAACUUUUGGAGAACCGUUGCAAGUUGUGUGAGAAACAACCACCAUUCAGGACAUUUAGUAUGCUCAGUGACCACAUGCGGAAAAUUCAUGAGAGAUUUUUUUGCGAUCUCUGUGUUAAACAUUUGAGGAUAUUCACGAGUGAGAGGAAGUGCUACACUCGUCAAGAGCUGGCCCAUCAUCGGCGGAAAGGCGAUCCUGACGACACUUCUCACAGAGGUCAUCCACUAUGCGAGUUUUGCGAGGAAAGAUUCAUGGAUGCGGACGAAUUGUACCGACACUUGCGGAAGGAACAUCUCUACUGCCAUCUGUGUGAUGCGGACGGCCGCAACCUCUACUACGCAUCCUACUCGGCGUUGGCGCAUCAUUUUCGCACCGAGCAUUUCCUUUGCGAAGAAGGAGAGUGCGCUAGCAAUCAGCUUACGGCGGUGUUUAGGACUGAAAUAGAUCUCAAAGCUCACAAGGCGACAGUACACGGCCGUGGUCUGAAUCGCGGUGCAGCACGGCAGGCGCGCACGCUCGAGCUUGAGUUCAACAUCACACCGCACUCCGCUGCCGUAGUGCAGCGAACGCCCAGGGAGCGUGUGGAAGAGCCGCCCAGCCCGCCGCCACCGCCGCCGCCCGCGCCGCGCAUUGAUACGCGCAGUGACGAGCAGUUUCCGCGCCUCUCCGCUGCUGCGCCCACGCAGAUGCUGCUGCAGCCCGGCCCCAACAGAGCCUACGCAGGCACUGGUAGGUUGGAACGCAACGACAAGAAUUUCCCUACUCUCGGAGGCGGCGCCUCCCGCCCCGCGCAACCUCCCACCACCCCGCGCCAAACCGCGCCUGCUGCCGCCACUGUGCUAAGAAACUCAAAGCCCUCAGGCAGUGUGUCGAUCCAAGUGCACAGCCAGCCGGCGAGCGCCAGUAACUUUCGGCUGACGCAGACAAGCGGCAACCGCGUCACUCUCCCUCCACGCCGAGCUCCCCUCAGUGACGACGACUUCCCCUCACUCGGGCCAGCGUCUAAAGACGACCAUCCAAACAUCGGAGCUGUCGCAACUCAGCCCCCUAAGGUUACCCUGAUUAACACUCAAGAAAUGCAAGCUUUGAAGAAUAACAAUUCAGCUAACUCGCAGCCUAAGAAAGUUCCACUGAACGUUGAAGCUUUCCCAGCGCUGUCGUCGUCGUCGACGCCGUCCGCGCCGCCGCAGUGGAUCAAAGUUUCUAAAUCCAAGGACAAGUCCAAACCAGCCAGACCUGAACCGCCGCCACCACCGCGCGAGCCCGCCUUUAACCAAGUCGCCGACUUCCCCACUCUACCCGUCAAUAGCAAGCCCAAACCCAAAAAGGCUCCCCAACAACCAAUCGUCCAACCUACGCACCAACAUCAGCCUAUACCUCCGCCAGAAACUAAAUUAACUAAAAAAGAGAAAAGGAAGCAAAACAACAUCAAAAAGGAGAACUCGGAGCCCACUAACGUAACGUACGUGAAUGGGAUAACUGAAAAGUUUACGAAGCAGCAGAUGAAAGAAGCGUACAAUGCCGCCAUGAUGAACGACAGCCCUAAUAUCGAAAUCGACACCAAAAUUAAGACUAUAGUAGAAACACCGUCUGCGGUCAAUGCGGAUAAGAAAAGAAAUGGGGGCAAUGGAGAUUUUUCUUUCACGUCCAAAGAUUACCCGCCUCUGUCGAAGAAUUCUAUUGCUGCGUCCAGUAAGAGCGCGAACGCACUGCCGAGGAGCGCUAAAGAGGUUCUGAGCUGUAUGCCGAAUGGCAACACGCCGCCCGGGUUCAAGUCACGGCCGGCGUGUGACGGUAUGACGUUCACCAACUCUGCGGGGCAGACGUUCCCCGCGCCCGUACACACGUACAUCCCGCCGCCGGAUUUCGAGCAGCGGAACCGCGCGCUGGUUAAAAAGUUCGCAGCGGCCCUCGGGGGCGCGGCAGCGGUCGAGGACUUCAAAGUGGCUUCGCGCGCUUUCCGCGACAGCAUAAUUAGCGCGGAGGAAUUCCGCGAGCACUGCGCGGCCGCUAUGGGGCCAAAAUUGGACGAGGUGUUGCCAGAAUUGGUGGCGUUGUUGCCGGACAUUGCAAAGCAGCAGGAGUUGGUCGUGGGUCGACCGCUGCCGGAGUUGUGUCCGUGCGCCAUUUGCGGCCAGCUGCUUGCGCCUACCGACGUCGGGGCGCACGACUCCGCCCACUGGCCCCCUCUCGCAGCCCACUAACACAGGUCAGGCGAACGAGACUAGUACUAGAAAUUUAGCAAAUUUCACGGUACCUAAUAUUUAUCGAGCAAGAUAUGUGCUUGGAAUUAAAUAUGCCCAAUUGACACUUUUCUUUAUUUAUUAUUUUCAAGGUAAUAAUUUGAGAGACACGUAAACUUUGGUAAGGUAGAAUGGAAGAUUUUUUAUCACAAAUUUUGAAACUACCAAAUAAAGACAGUUCGAGUGCGUACGUAUUCGCUUACACUCGAAAAGGAACUAAAAAUGUCAGUACGUUUAAUUCUACGUCUACUCUCGUUGGCCGUACUUCUCGCUAAUUAUUGUGAUACUUUGGAAUGCCUCCGCUUUGUGAUUGAUAACUUCGGGUUUCAUGCCUACUGGGUCCCUAUACGUUUAAUUAAUAGUGAUAAAGACGCUACAGUUACAAAAGUACUGCAAUAAAAAGUUUUGUAUUAUGUAAUAGUUAUAGCUUUCAUUGAC
Messenger RNA from Hyposmocoma kahamanoa, 3035 nucleotides. RefSeq names its product E3 ubiquitin-protein ligase ZNF598. The coding region runs from base 60 to 2558 and encodes 832 amino acids. Lineage: Eukaryota; Metazoa; Arthropoda; Insecta; Lepidoptera; Cosmopterigidae. The record is from RefSeq and is a predicted model, not a curated record. Gene Ontology annotation, molecular function: ribosome binding; ubiquitin protein ligase activity. Gene Ontology annotation, biological process: protein ubiquitination; rescue of stalled cytosolic ribosome. The transcript has 10 exons.